AGCAGCCCCGCCAGGCAGCCUCACCCCAGUUAUCCAGGAGGAAGAUGGGAGGAUCUCAGCCGCCUGUGAUGCUGCCGUCCCCCGUCGCCCCGUGGCCCCAUGAUGACCCACAGCCCCGCGUCAAGCGAGGACGAGGAACGCCACAGUGCCAGCGAGUGUCCCGAGGGGGGCUCAGAGUCCGACAGCUCCCCAGACGGGCCCAGGAGAGGCCCCCGGGGGACCCGGGGCCGGGGCAGCGGGGGACCUGGUAGCCUGGCCUCGGUUCGAGGCCUCCAGGGCCGCUCCAUGUCUGUCCCAGACGACGCCCACUUCAGCAUGAUGGUCUUUAGGAUUGGCAUCCCUGACCUGCACCAGACAAAAUGCCUGCGCUUCAACCCAGAUGCCACCAUCUGGACGGCCAAGCAGCAGGUGCUCUGUGCCCUGAGCGAGAGCCUGCAGGAUGUCCUCAACUACGGCCUGUUCCAGCCGGCCACGUCGGGCCGCGAUGCCAACUUCCUGGAGGAGGAACGGCUGCUGCGGGAGUACCCCCAGUCCUUUGAGAAGGGAGUGCCCUACCUGGAGUUCCGAUACAAGACCCGAGUUUACAAACAGACCAACCUGGAUGAGAAGCAGCUGGCCAAGUUGCACACGAAGACGGGGUUGAAGAAGUUCCUGGAGUACGUGCAGCUCGGGACAUCCGAUAAGGUGGCACGGCUGCUGGACAAGGGGCUGGACCCCAAUUAUCAUGACUCGGAUUCAGGAGAGACCCCCCUGACGCUGGCUGCCCAGACAGAAGGCUCUGUAGAGGUGAUUCGAACCCUGUGCCUGGGCGGGGCCCACAUCGACUUCCGGGCCCGGGAUGGCAUGACAGCGCUACACAAGGCCGCGUGUGCCCGUCACUGCCUCGCUCUCACGGCGCUCCUGGAUCUUGGGGGUUCCCCCAACUACAAGGACCGCCGGGGGCUGACUCCUCUGUUCCAUACGGCUAUGGUGGGGGGCGACCCCCGCUGCUGUGAGCUGCUCCUGUACAACAGGGCCCAGCUGGGCAUAGCUGAUGAGAACGGCUGGCAGGAGAUCCACCAGGCCUGCCAGAGGGGCCAUUCUCAGCACCUGGAACACCUGCUCUUCUAUGGGGCUGAGCCUGGAGCCCAGAACGCCUCGGGGAACACGGCCCUGCACAUCUGCGCCCUCUACAAUAAGGAGACGUGUGCUAGGAUACUCCUCUACCGAGGAGCCGACAAGGAUGUGAAGAAUAACAGCGGCCAGACCCCCUUCCAGGUGGCAGUGAUUGCUGGGAAUUUUGAACUUGGGGAGCUGAUCCGAAACCAUCGAGAACAGGACGUGGUGCCCUUCCAGGAGUCCCCCAAGUACGCAGCCCGGCGACGGGGACCCCCCGGCGUGGGGCUGACGGUGCCCCCCGCGCUGCUGCGGGCCAACAGCGAUACCAGCAUGGCCCUGCCUGACUGGAUGGUGUUCGCCGCCCCGGGGACCUCGUCCGCCGGGGCCCCCGGCCCUACCUCAGGGCCCCAGGGCCAGCCGCAGCCCUCGGCCCCCAGCACCAAGCUCAGCAGUGGGACCCUCCGCAGUGCCAGCAGCCCCCGGGGCGCCCGGGCCCGCUCCCCAUCCCGAGGGAGGCACCCCGAGGAGGCCAAGAGGCAGCCGCGUGGACGGCCCAGCUCCAGCGGGACACCCCGGGAAGGGCCAGCUGGGGGCACCGGGGGCUCCGGGGGCCCCGGGGGCUCCCUGGGCAGCCGCGGGAGACGCCGGAAGCUCUACUCAGCGGUCCCCGGACGUUCCUUCAUGGCUGUGAAGUCCUACCAGGCCCAAGCCGAGGGGGAGAUCUCCCUAAGCAAGGGCGAGAAGAUCAAAGUGCUUAGCAUCGGGGAAGGAGGCUUCUGGGAAGGCCAGGUCAAAGGUCGCAUCGGCUGGUUCCCCUCUGACUGCCUGGAAGAGGUGGCCAACCGCUCCCAGGAGGCAAAGCAAGAAAGCCGAAGUGACAAGGCAAAGAGACUAUUCCGGCAUUAUACCGUGGGCUCCUACGACAGCUUUGAUGCCCCAAGUGAUUACAUCAUCAAGGAGAAGACAGUUCUGCUGCAGAAGAAGGACAGUGAGGGGUUUGGGUUCGUGCUCCGGGGGGCCAAGGCGCAGACCCCCAUCGAGGAGUUCACCCCCACCCCGGCCUUCCCGGCGCUGCAGUAUCUGGAGUCGGUGGACGAGGGUGGCGUGGCAUGGCGAGCUGGACUGCGAAUGGGAGACUUCCUCAUUGAGGUGAACGGGCAGAAUGUGGUGAAGGUCGGCCACCGGCAGGUGGUGAACAUGAUCCGCCAGGGGGGCAACACGCUGAUGGUCAAGGUGGUGAUGGUCACCAGGCACCCGGACAUGGAUGAGGCUGUGCAUAAGAAAGCACCGCCGCAGGCUAAGCGGCUCCCGCCUCCAACCAUCUCCCUGCGGUCCAAGUCUAUGACCUCAGAGCUGGAGGAGCUGGAGUACGAGCAGCAAGUUGCGCCGGUGCCCAGCGUGGAGAAAAAGCGGACCGUGUACCAGAUGGCUCUCAACAAACUGGAUGAAAUUUUGGCGGCCGCUCAGCAGACCAUCAGUGCAAGUGAGAGUCCUGGGCCUGGUGGCCUCGCGUCCCUGGGCAAACACCGACCGAAGGGCUUCUUUGCCACUGAGUCGAGCUUUGAUCCCCACCACCGCUCCCAGCCAAGUUAUGAACGUCCUUCUUACCUGCCUCCAGGACCUGGGCUUAUGCUCCGGCAAAAGUCUAUUGGGGCUGCAGAAGAUGAGAGACCCUACCUAGCACCCCCAGCCAUGAAGUUCAGCCGCAGCCUGUCUGUGCCUGGUUCGGAGGACAUCCCGCCGCCGCCCACCACGUCCCCACCAGAGCCCCCCUACAGCACACCUCCAGCCCCCUCUUCCUCCGGCCGCCUCACUCCCUCUCCCCGGGGAGCGCCCUUCAACCCCGGCUCAGGUGUCCCCCACCCCGCCUCGUCACCGUCGUCCUUCGAUGGGCCCUGCCCUCCUGAGAGCCGUGUAGGGAGCCGUGAGAAGAGCUUGUACCACGGCGGGGCCCUGCCCCCUGUGCACCACCCGCCCCCCACACACCAGCCGCACGCUCCGCUCCCCCAGCCACACCACCACCACGCCCACCCGCCGCAUCCCCCGGAGAUGGAGACAGGCGGCUCCCCCGAUGACCCCCCACCGCGACUGGCUCUGGGGCCCCAGCCCAGCCUGCGAGGCUGGCGGGGCGGCGGGCCCAGCGCGACCCCGGGGGCCCUGUCCCCGUCGCACCACGGCAGCGGGGGCGGGGUUAGCGGCUCCUCCCAGGCCCCGGCCCUGCGCUACUUCCAGCUGCCUCCCCGGGCGGCCAGCGCGGCCAUGUACGUGCCGGCCCGUUCGGGCCGCGGGCGCAAGGGCCCGCUCGUCAAGCAGACCAAAGUCGAAGGCGAGCCCCAGAAGGGCAGCGGCCUUCCGCCCACGCCCUCGCCCACGUCUCCGGCGUCCCCGCAGCCGCCGCCGGCCGCGGCCGCCCCGUCGGAAAAGAACUCCAUCCCCAUCCCCACCAUCAUCAUCAAGGCUCCAUCCACCAGUAGCAGCGGCCGCAGCAGCCAGGGCAGCAGCACCGAGGCGGAGCCCCCGACCCAGCCCGAGACCGGGGGCGGCGGCGGAGGGGGCGGCGGCGGCGGCGGCUCCUCCGCGCCGAGCCCCGCCCCGGCCAUGUCGCCAGUGCCGCCGCCCCCCUCGCCCGUGCCCGCCCCCGCCUCGCCCAGCGGCCCGGCCACCCUCGACUUCACCAGCCAGUUCGGAGCGGCCCUGGUCGGGGCGGCUCGGAGAGAAGGGGGCUGGCAGAACGAAGCCCGCCGGCGGUCUACGCUCUUCCUUUCCACCGACACGGGGGACGAAGAGGGCGGCGAGAGCUCGCUGGGCCCGGGGGCGCCCCCGGGCCCCCGGCUGCGCCACUCCAAAUCCAUCGAUGAAGGCAUGUUUUCGGCCGAGCCCUACCUCCGGCUGGAGUCCGCAGGCGCCGGAAGCGGCGGCGGCUACGGGGGCUACGGAGCCGGCAGCCGAGCCUACGGGAGCAGCGGAGGCAGCAGCGCCUUCACCAGCUUCCUGCCGCCGCGCCCCCUGGUCCACCCGCUGACCGGCAAGGCCCUGGACCCAGCCUCCCCGCUCGGGCUGGCCCUGGCCGCCCGAGAGCGGGCGCUGAAGGAGUCCGCGGAGGGCGGUGGGGCCCCCCAGCCCCCUCCGAGGCCCCCGUCGCCCCGCUACGAGGCUCCGCCGCCCACGCCGCACCACCACUCGCCCCACGCCCACCACGAGCCGGUGCUGCGUCUCUGGGGAGCCCCCCCGCCGGACCCGGCGCGCCGGGAGCUGGGCUACCGGGCCGGGCUGGGCAGCCAGGAGAAGUCCCUUCCGGCCAGCCCGCCAGCUGCCCGACGCUCCCUGCUGCACCGCCUGCCGCCCACCGCCCCCGGGGUCGGGCCCCUCCUGCUGCAGCUGGGGUCCGAGCCCCCCGCCCCGCACCCCGGGGUGAGCAAACCCUGGAGGUCCGCAGCCCCGGAGGAGCCCGAGCGGCUGCCCCUCCACGUGCGGUUCCUCGAGAACUGCCAGCCCCGGGCCGGUGGGGCGGGGGGCAGGGGGCCCCCCUCGGAGGACGGGCCGGGGAUCCCGCCGCCCAGCUCUCGCCGGUCCGUGCCCCCCUCGCCGACCUCCCCGCGGGGCAGUGACGAGAACGGGCUCCCCCUGCUGGUCCUGCCGCCCCCCGCCCCCUCGGUGGACGUGGAAGACGGCGAAUUUCUCUUUGUGGAACCGCUGCCCCCGCCCCUGGAGUUCUCCAACAGCUUUGAGAAGCCCGAAUCGCCCCUCACGCCGGGGCCGCCCCACCCGCUGCCGGACCCACCCACCGCGGCCAGCCCAGCGCCCCCUGCGCCGCCCCCUGCCGUGGCCGCCGCCCCUCCCACGCUGGACUCCACCGCAUCCAGCCUGACUUCCUAUGACAGCGAGGUGGCCACGCUGACCCAGGCGGGCCCCGCAGCUGCUGGGGACGCGCCUCCGCCGGGCCCAGCAGCCCCAGCCGCCCCGCCUCCCCCUGCCCCGCAGCCUGGCCCAGAUCCUCCAGCUGGUACAGAUUCUGGUAUCGAGGAGGUGGACAGUCGGAGCAGCAGUGACCACCCGCUGGAGACCAUCAGCAGCGCGUCCACGCUGAGCAGCCUGUCUGCCGAAGGCGGGGCUGGCGGCGGGGUGGCCAGUGUGGCCAGUGGGCCGGAGCUUCUGGACACGUAUGUGGCCUACCUGGACGGCCAGGCCUUCGGGGGCAGCGGUCCUCCUGGCCCACCAUACCCGCCGCAGCUCAUGACUCCCUCUAAGCUCCGGGGCCGGGCGCUUGGGGCCAGUGGAGGCCUGCGGCCCGGCCCCGGUGGGGGACUCCGAGACCCUGUCACUCCCACCAGCCCCACCGUCUCGGUGACGGGGGCUGGAACCGAUGGGCUGCUGGCCCUGAGUGGUUGCUCAGGACCUUCGAUGGCAGGUGUGGCCGGCGGUCCAGGGGCUGUAGAGCCAGAAGGCCCACCGGUGCCCUUGCCAUCCGCCUCCUCCCUGCCUCGGAAGCUGCUGCCCUGGGAGGAGGGCCCGGGUCCACCACCACCACCCCUGCCUGGGCCCUUAGCCCAGCCUCAGGCCUCAGCCUUGGCCACAGUAAAAGCCAGCAUCAUCAGUGAACUCAGCUCCAAGCUUCAGCAGUUUGGGGGCUCCUCGGCAGCUGGCGGCGCUCUGCCCUGGGCCCGGGGAGGCGGCGGGGGAAGCGGGGACGGCCACCACGGGGGAGCCAGCUACGUCCCAGAGAGGACUUCCUCCCUGCAGCGGCAGAGACUCUCGGAAGACUCCCAGCCCUCGCUUCUCUCCAAACCUGUCAGCAGCCUGUUUCAGAACUGGUCCAAAGCGCCUCUGCCGCCCCUCCCCACAGGAGGCGGGGGCUCCGCUUCGGCCGCUGCGGCCCCGGGGGCCACCUCGCCGUCGGCCACCUCCUCCUCCACGUCCGCCCGCCACCUCCAGGGCGUGGAGUUCGAGAUGCGGCCACCUUUGCUCCGCCGGGCCCCGAGCCCGUCCCUGCUGCCCGCCUCGGAGCACAAGGUCAGCCCCGCGCCCCGGCCCUCCUCCCUACCCAUCCUGCCUGCUGGACCGCUCUACCCGGGCCUCUUUGACAUCCGCGGCUCCCCCACCGGAGGGGCAGGAGGCUCGGCUGACCCCUUCGCCCCUGUCUUUGUGCCACCGCACCCCGGGAUGUCCGGGGGUCUCGGCGGGGCCUUGUCAGGGGCCUCGCGCUCCCUCUCACCGACCCGCCUGCUCUCCCUGCCCCCGGACAAGCCGUUCAGCGCUAAACCUCUGGGGUUCUGGACCAAGUUCGACGUGGCCGAUUGGCUCGAGUGGCUGGGCUUGUCUGAGCACCGAGCCCGGUUCCUGGACCACGAGAUCGAUGGCUCCCACCUGCCCGCCUUGACCAAGGAGGACUACGUCGAUCUGGGGGUGACCAGGGUGGGCCACCGCAUGAACAUCGACCGGGCUCUCAAAUUUUUCCUGGAGAGGUGAUGGCUGGCCCGGACGGACCAGCCCGUCCACGGAACCCUUGAGCCUGCUGGCCUCUUGACCUCUGAACCCUGACCUUCAUUCUCUCCCCGGGCCAGGGACUCUGCUAAAACUGCACCCUGACUCGUCUCCCAAGGCCGGAGGUCACCAGGUGGCCUGAUCUGGCCAGACAUUGGCACCUCACAGGAGGGGGCAGCUGACACAAGACUGUGUGUG
This is a messenger RNA of Lagenorhynchus albirostris (white-beaked dolphin), 6777 nucleotides long. RefSeq names its product SH3 and multiple ankyrin repeat domains 1 (gene SHANK1). The record is from RefSeq and is a predicted model, not a curated record. Gene Ontology annotation, molecular function: synaptic receptor adaptor activity; ionotropic glutamate receptor binding. The transcript has 24 exons. The coding region runs from base 100 to 6564 and encodes 2154 amino acids. Gene Ontology annotation, cellular component: postsynaptic density; dendritic spine; postsynaptic membrane. NCBI's taxonomy places the organism in Eukaryota, Metazoa, Chordata, Mammalia, Artiodactyla, Delphinidae.